Messenger RNA from Liolophura sinensis, 6348 nucleotides. Its product is annotated as dual 3',5'-cyclic-AMP and -GMP phosphodiesterase 11-like. Bases 621 to 3317 code for a protein of 898 amino acids. Gene Ontology annotation, molecular function: protein binding; 3',5'-cyclic-nucleotide phosphodiesterase activity. NCBI's taxonomy places the organism in Eukaryota, Metazoa, Mollusca, Polyplacophora, Chitonida, Chitonidae. The transcript is spliced from 20 exons. The record is from RefSeq and is a predicted model, not a curated record. Gene Ontology annotation, biological process: signal transduction.
UCUUGGAUUAGUGGUUUAAGUGCUUCGUCUCUCUCCCGUUGAGAGUGUGUCUUUAUUUAACGAAUCGUUUUGUCUCUAUUAGCUUUCAGUGAAACAACAGCGGGCGUGCGAUCAUUCGGACUUUUACCUGUUGAAGUGUCACGCGGGCUAGGCUUUUAUUUUGCAAACUUCUAACCACAAAACUGUAAACACGCUGUAGGCGGCCCACCAGCAUAGGAAUCGUGGGGUGAGCUUGUUAUGGUUGGCUAGCCACGCGAACGAUUUGUUAUUUACCCUCUUGUCGACCGCAAGCCCGGUAAAGCCCCUGUAUAUGUGAUGUCAAUCAAAUCGGAAAACCCCGCCUGUUACGCGAUGCCAAACAGUACAGGCUCUUGGUCGCUGAACGUUUGUAGCCAGUCGUAGUAAAGCGUAUUCAACUACUACGACCGCCGAACAAAUAUUUGCUCUGUUUACAAGAGAGGAUCGAUUGAAAAACGACGAAACGUGCUUCAUUACUGAUUCAUGUCUAGACCUCGGCGUAGCAGAUACAACUGCCUUCAGUCGACAAACUGGCUUCGAGCGGCCAACUAUCAAAUUCGGUGCGACGGGAAAGCCGUCGGACGAAGCGGUGGAAAGUAAGUAUGUCGGAGGAGAAAGAGAGCGAUUUGUCGCCGGAGCAGAGAGAGGAGUAUGACAGCAUGGAAAAAUGGAUGGACGAGCAUCCAGAAUUCGUUCACGAUUACUUCGCGAGAAAGGCUAAAAGGAGCAUGGUAGAUGGCUGGUUGAUAGCCCAUGCUAUAGGACUGACCCACAGUCACUCAGAUACUAACUCCAGUGGGUCCAAUUCCAAGCCUGGGUCAGGGGCUAAUACACCUGUCAGAAAGAUAUCAGCGCAAGAGUUCGAGAAAGGAGGCAUUCUUAAACCCAUGGUUUCUAAUGUUGAUGGAAAUUUGACAUUUCUGGGUCCGUCAAACUUAUCCUCCCAAGUAAAAACAAACAGAAAAUCCAGAAGUGAACUCAAGGCAUUAGAUGAGAGAGAACUGAUGUAUGAACUUGUGAUUGACAUUUGCAAUGAUCUGGACGUGACAAGCUUGUGUCAUAAAAUUUUGUUAAAUGUAUGUAUACUGGUUAAUGCUGACCGCUGCUCUCUGUUCCUGGUGCAGGGGAAAGGCACGGAGGAAAAGCACCUGGUCAGUAAACUGUUUGACAUACAUAGUGAGUCGACUUUUGAGGAAACGGUGAAAAAUACACAAGAAAUUCGCAUUCCAUGGGGCACAGGGAUUAUAGGCUAUGUUGCCAAGACUGGGGAAGGAGUGAACAUACCAGACGCCUAUGAAGAUCCCCGUUUCAAUGAUGAGAUUGAUACAAAAACAGGGUAUAAAACACGCAGCAUCAUAUCAAUGCCAAUCAAAGAUUCGGAGGGGGAUGUAAUAGGUGUGGCGCAAGCUGUCAACAAAAUCAGUCCACAGGAUGAACCUUUUGAUGAACAUGAUGAAAAGGUAUUUGCCUCUUACUUGGCCUUUUGUGGGAUUGGACUCAAGAAUGCUCAACUUUAUGAAAGAUCCCUUUUGGAGAAUAAAAGAAAUCAGGUGUUGUUGGACUUGGCCCGUGUGAUAUUUGAAGAACAGAGCGAUGUAGCCAAUCUGAUACACAAGAUAAUGAUGCAUACUCAGUCCCUUCUCCAGUGUGAGCGCUGCCAGGUUUUACUGGUGGAUGAUCAACACAAGCAGUUUUCCUGUAAGGAUAUAAUAAGACGUCCUGAGGGCAUUUUUUCUCAGGUAUUUGAUCUUCAGGCCAGUGAUUUUGACAACGAUGAUACGUAUCACAGAGAAGGGAACACGGAGCCACGGUUCCCUAUCAACAUCGGUAUCACCGGAUAUGUGGCCACUACGGGAGAGCCACUGAAUAUCCCAGACGCAUACAAGGAUGAUCGGUUUGAUCCUGCGGUGGAUGAACUUCAGGGAAACUUUCGCACGCACUCCAUCUUGUGUAUGCCAAUCAAAAACGCUUGCGGUCAGGUGAUAGGCGUCAGUCAGCUCGUUAAUAAACUCGAUCAAACGCCGUUCAACAAAAAUGACGAAAACCUAUUUGAGGCUUUUGCAAUAUUUUGCGGGCUGGGCAUCAGCAAUACUCAGACUUACGAGAAGGCGGUGAGGGCCAUGGCUAAGCAGAGUGUGGCCUUGGAGGUGUUAUCAUAUCAUGCUAUAGCUCCUGCUGAACAGGCACAGAGAAUAAAGAAUUUAGGCAUUCCUUCGUCCAAGUUUUUCAACCUGUUGGAUUAUGGCUUUAAUGACUUUGGCCUGGAUGAUGAUGAUACGAUACGAGCCUGUAUACGAAUGUUCCUCGAUCUAGAUCUCUUAGAACGCUUCCACAUCAAUUACGAAGUUCUAUGCAGAUGGCUGCUGAGUGUGAAGAAGAACUACAGAAAUGUCACUUAUCAUAACUGGAGACACGCCUUCAAUGUCGCCCAGACGAUGUUCUGUAUGAUAAAGUGUGGAGGGCUGGAAAACAUGUUGACUGACCAAGAGACGCUGGCCCUGAUGGUGGGCUGUCUGUGUCAUGAUCUGGAUCACCGGGGCACCACUAACCAGUUCAUGAUCAAAACAGCUUCUCCUCUCGCUCAGCUGUAUUCCACUUCCACAAUGGAACAUCACCACUUUGACCAGUGUAUCAUGAUUCUGAGUACAAAGGGUAAUGACAUACUGGGCAGUGUGAAUCAAGAAGAGUAUGAACGUAUUAUACAGCUCUUAGAGGGCGCUAUCCUUGCCACAGACUUAGCACUUUACUUCAGGUAUAGAGGAGAGUUCUUUGAACUUGUUCAGACAGAAAAAGCUGACUGGAAUUGUGAUGAUCAUAAAGAUUUGCUCAGGUCUAUGAUGAUGACUGCCUGUGAUGUGUCAGCAAUAACCAAGCCCUGGGGCAUUCAACAGAAGGUCGCACAGUUGAUAGCCACAGAGUUUUUUGAACAAGGCGAUAUUGAGAAGGCUGAACUAAAAAUAAAACCUCAGGAUAUGAUGGACCGUGAUAAACAGGAUCAGUUUCCCUCCAUGCAAGUCGGCUUCAUUGACACCAUCUGCAUGCCUGUCUACUCUGCUAUAGCUAAAGUAAACCCACGGCUGGAGCCAUUACUCAGUGGGUGUAAGGACAACAGGGUACACUGGCAGGAGCUGCUCGAACAACACAACCGCAAGAUGGCAAAUGAGGUGAUGUGUGAAAAUAAGGACAAGGACAGACGUAGUUUAGUCCCAGUGCAUUCUGGGUCAGGGUCAAGGUUUGAGAAAGGGUCAAGGUCAACGCAUCAUCAAUCUGAACUGUCCGUGUCCAAAUCAAAAUCCUGACAAAGACUGAACGUGACGUGACGCGAGACAUGCUUGGAAUAUUGUGAGAAGAAGAUGUAGAUUUCAUUGUGCAAUGUCGCGGAUGCAGUCGACUUUCCAUGCCUGCUCUCGCUGUUUUUCCAGGGUACCUACUUUUUAUAUUGGAGCUGUACUGCGUGCCUAUACUUGUGAGUCUGCCAUCUCCACUCACUUAGACCUGUGCCUCUAUCCACCAGAAUCUGUGGCAUCAGCCUGUGUACGCGCACUAACGAAGACUAUAUAAUCCUACAAGUACACCAACAAGUCUGGCUUUGUGAUCAUGUGUACAAUUGUGUACUAGCUGCAGCUUUUUGUUUUGUUUUGUUUUGCAAUUAUUCACAAGGAAAUUACCACAGAUCCUGUGAUACACAGUACAUGUAGUACGAAUCUCCAUCCAUCCAUCCGAACUCCCUGGCAUGUUCUCUCUCUUGUCUGCUCUGACCUUCCAUUUAUUAAUAUGCAUUUUAUUGUUACCAUGUAAUUUGUAUAUGUCAUGAUACAAUGUCAAAACCACUAUUUUGAUACAAUUUGAAAGAAAAAAUAAAACAAUUUUUAUAGUCAUAAGGGAUAACAUUAACCUUUGUACAAACCAUACCUUCCUUUCCAUCAGCAAAUGAUAUUCAACAACAAAGCAAUGACAUGUAGACCUACAUAUAAAAUCUUUAAUUUUCAUGUCUUCUUUUUAAAGUCUUAAACUGUCCAUUGGUGUUCAGAUUGUGCCAUACAUAAUGGGGGUUCACAGUACUAAUAUAAUUUACAGUGUAGUAAGGCAGAACAAAUAUCUGAGAUUGUUUCUUGAAAAUAUCAAAUAAGACAUAUAUUAUAAUGUUAUUACAAAUGCUUGUAUACAAAAAACCAUAAGGAAAUAUUUUCCAAGUUGAUCGUUACCUGUGUCUGUUUUAUUUUUUAAACAUCUAAUGCUGUUUCUUUUUUUUAUUUGAGAUGUUUUUUUUAUUUGUUAAGUUUUUGUACAGAUGUAUUUUUGCAAUGCUAGAUGUCUUUACAUAUCUUUUAGUGAAAUCUGUUGUUUUCAGCAGGCCAGUGUACCUCUAAUUCAUGAACAUUUAUUUAGUUCUGUCUGUUAUAUGUGCUUGAAUGUUUGUAUACAACGAUUUUGAACUACCGAUGUGUAUAUACUCCCUUCAGUCUGGUGAUACGCAUGUUUCACAAAACUGACAUAUUUAUUUUGGCAUACACUUAAUACUGGAGUCUUUGUACUCAGCUGUCACCAAGCCUAAAUCAACCAACUCAAUUUAACCAUAGAAAAAAAAAACAGUGCAUUAAACACUUGUAUGUAUAUAUACGGUAAACAACAUUAAAUUUAGCCCAUGACUAUGUAGCACAUGUUGCCAGUUCUAAAGAUUCAUUAAGAAUGCAAUUUUCGCAGUGAAAUUUUAGAUUAUUUACCAGUUAUAUACAUUAUUGUCACACAGCUCUCUCUUCAAUGGUCAGGCAGCCUGUUUUUUACAAAGUCUAUACAGUAUCAGAAGUGAGAGACAUGUAAAUCCAGAUACCCCAAGGCCUACUUAUAGAACAGUGCUUAUUUAAAGCUAACAUGUGUGUAACUAUGACAAUUUUAGAAAACAUGUAGCUGUGCAUAAAGUACAUCUACAUCACCAUUUCUAAUCUGAGCUCCCAGAAUGUGACAAUUUAGUAAAAAGUGUUUUCCACCCCAAGCUAUAAAGUACAUGUAUGUAAGUCAGCUUAGGAUAGGCUUAUACAUACACACAAAAAUUAUCUCUAUAAAGUUGGUGUAUAUACAGGUAAAUGUAUGUAAAUACAGUACACAAUUAGAAGAUGUGCCAGGCCGACUAUGAUCUCUCUGAUUUACCUCAGCUAUGCACUCUAAGUAAAGGAUAACAUCAUAUAAUGUACUUAAAACUUACAGGAAUGUGACAGUUUGAAGAAAGCUGAUGGAAGAUUCCAAUAUUUCUGUGAAAUUACCUCUGAUCCAUUCACAUGGCAUUUUUGUUUGAAUUUUCGAAUUGGUUCACAUCAUGUUUGUAAUGACAAUCCACACUGUAUACAAUGGACACAUAGCUCCAUUGAAUCAAUCAAUUCUUGGCCAUGUAUGGCCAUGUAUUUGUGAUGUGUGAUAACACAAACUUAAAUUUCAUGUUAUUCAGUGACUGAACUCUACAAGUAAGUGAACUUUUGCCCAAGCACAUCUUUUCCAUUACUAACUGUCUCAUCUGUGUGUCUUGACAUUUAAUAGGCUAUCCACAUAUAGUAUGAUUGAACAUCAACAAUAACUUGUGAAAAGAAAUUGUUAGAGAUGUGUUUUCUUUUAUUUUGCAGAGGUUAUUAAAAUUGUACUUUUGAGUGGUUUCUUGAACAUGAGUGACCAAUGCUAUCUGCAGAACUAAUUUUCAGAUGUCAAAUUUCGUGACUUCUUCUUGUCUUUACAACUAGAGCAGAACAUUAUCAAAAACCAGUCACAUUGCUUUGAAAUUUAGUUAUGCCCCUUCUUGUGAUGUACUAUUGGUUUUUCAUGUGAACCGUGUACUUGAUGAAUUUAACUAUAUUUAAAGUAUUUAACACAGUAUGAUUCUGUGUAUGUCUACCAUUUUAUUGGUAAACUAUCAUAUUUUUGUUUAAUUUACUUGUUAGUUUUAAUACAACUUGUUUAGUUUGGGCGGCCAACAGUUUGGGAGCCCAAAAGUUUUUCAGAACGACACUCUAGAUAUGGGCCUGGGUGGGUGGGAAAUGCAAGGUUUCCAUUAACUGGUACAAAGUAAGCACUGUAGGCAUCGUCCUUGGGGACGGUAUUGUCACUUAUAUCUUUUGGUUGUACAUGUCACUGCACAGGAACUUUUUGUUCCCACGACAAGUAUACGUAGUCAGAACUCUGAACCACAAGAAAACAACUAAACGGCAUGAAGUAUUCUUUCAUUUUGCCCUUGUCUUUAUAUUUAAAUGAACUCACAACUGGUAACUUUCUGAUAUAGUCACCAAAACACCUCUGUGACUUGUGAUGCACAAAUGUGUUUAAAUAUAAAUAAUUACUACAGAA